AGCAGGCAUGAGAAGAUUUACAGAAGAACGCCGACGGACUUGACAGGGAUCGUUUCUUAACAUUACUGUGCUUUUGUUUUUACUCUGGAUUCAUCAGAUCAGACAUAAUGUCUGAUGAUCUCACAAGCAGCGAGGAAUCUGAUUAUUCUGUUUUCGAAAAUAAAAGUGGAUUAGCCGAAGACAUGAAGUUCCUGGCAAGCAUGCCCGAGUUGUGUGACGUCACCUUUCUGGUGGGUGAAACUAGGGAGCCUGUGUGUGCCGUGAAAGCCGUCCUUGCAGCCCGCAGCAAGGUUUUCCACAAGAUGUUGUACGGGCAGCGACAACAACAGCCCGUCCGAGAACCUUCUCCAAAGAAACGGGAUUCAAUUAAGGACACUAAGCUCAGGCUUUUCUUGAAACGAAGUAGUGAGCCAAACAUCACUGUCCAGGCCCCACCGCCUGUAGCUAGUGGACAUCAGACCCUAAUUGUUGAAGAAUUCGAACCCGACGUCUUCCGUCAGUUGAUUGAAUAUAUUCAUACUGGUUGUGUAAUGUUACAAGCUCGUACUCUACUAGGUCUUAUGAAUGCGGCUGAUUAUUAUGGUUUAGAAGAACUGCGGAGAGCAUGUAUGGGUUUUGUACAAAGUUGUAUUAAUGUUGAUACUGUGUGUGCCCUACUAGCAUCAGCAGAGAAGUACAUCCAAUACAAGUGUACUAAGUCUUUAGUUCAGAGGGUUUUAGAGUUUGUGGACAACCAUGGGAACGAAGUGCUCAGCCUCGGCUCCUUCGCACUGCUUCCUCUUCAUGUAGUGAGACUUAUCUUAUCCAGAGAAGAGUUAAGAGCCGACGAGAUGACUAAAUUCCAGGCAGCGAUGCACUGGAGCCGUCGCUACUGUGACAGUAUGGGAAAUGUUGACUUACGUGAGACCAUCGCUAACUUCAUUGAAUAUAUCGAGUUUUACAAAAUUCCAGCGAGUGUGCUAAUCAAGGAAGUCCAUCCUGUUGGAGUUAUACCAGACCACGUGAUUAUGAAUGCACUAGCUUAUCAAGCCGACCCAUCGAGUGUGGAUGUGAAUAAACUUAGCUCUCCUAACCGUUUCCGACGAGCCAGUCUCCAGCCUAACUUACUCCGCUCCACAGGUCUUGAUCACGCUGCUAUGGCUAGUGUUGCUGCUGCUGGUCCAAUCGUGGAGAGUCCCGAAGAAAACCGCCCGAGACAACCAGGACAGAAACGUAGACUUUAUAAAAGAAGUAACACUCUCGCUGAAAGAUAAUCUAGCUCUUCACUAACCUGUCUUGUAACACGUGUAGUGUGAAAGCAGUCUUACUGUGAGUGUCUGUGAUAAAUAUUGUCUUACCUGACACAGGAACAGUGGAAGGUCGUGAUAAUUGUUGUAAUGUUAGAGUUCUAUCAGAUGAACGUUAGGACUUCCAUCAACAGUAGUCAUCUUGCAUGGCAUCAUUUUAUGUUUCCUACCUUUCCUAUGAAAUAAGUUUCUGUAAGAGAUAAAGAUUAGCAAAGUGGUAUAUUAACUCUAUACAGGUAAGCAGCACAGUUGCAUGAGGUACGAAAACUUUUAAAACACUUUUUUAUGCUAUUAGUUCAAAUCUACAUAUCUGGAUGCAUAAUUGAAUUUAUAAGAAUAUGACACUUGUUUGUAAUUUUAUAAAUUUCUAAUAUAAGAAAUACAGUUUCAAAAAACACCCAAGAAGUAUGCAAAGUUCGUUUGUAAGUUUUCCAAAGUAAUCUAAAGAGAAAAAAAUGGAAAAUUUGGAAGUUAUGAAUAUAAAAGCUACUUAUAUAACAGGUUAUAACUUUCUUUUAAACAUACACACAGGGUUAUUCUAAAGUAAUAAGUUACGCCCCACCCAUGGAAAGGGGUGAACUGUAGCAUCACAAAUGUUUUAUUUUUACCCAGAACAUUUGUGAUACUAACUUUUCGUGUGCUCCCACUGGGGGCGUUACUUUGGAUUAAUUCCUGCUGAAGGUGAACUUCAUGUCAGUUAAUUUUUUGAUGUAGUUAGCUAACAAUGUUUCACUCUAAAAGUUGUAUUCCAAACAACUUGUUUAUUUUCAUUUGUGAAGCAAUUAAAAUCAGUCUCGUUAUGUCUUAACUUGUGAAACGGCUGAAUCAGGUUUUUUGGCAAAGAAUGAGAUUUAUAUAGAGUGGGUAACGAAAUAAUCUUAUUUGUUGCGUUUUCAGCUACUACUUCGUAACAGAUGUUUUUAUUUGCCCUAAUGAGUAAACACAUUUAGGUUUAAAGACAUUUUUUUUGCAGAAUACAGGAUCGUCUCUAUCGCUUCACAAAACAAUGAUAUCAAGUCAAACAGUUUGUAAAAACAAGUAUCAACCUACUUGUUUUGCCUCUCGCAUCUUCGCGUUAUUACCUGGGCAAUGACGUCAACACUGCACUGUCAGAAAACACAAGCUCGAUUCUGAUUACCACAACACUCAGUUAAGUUAACAACCAAAUACACAGGUCUCUACUUCUCUGUAUCUGAAAAAGAAGUCAUAAGGGUAAUUAUUUUAGUUAGGGAACGUGCAUAAAUCAAUAUCUAGAACAUUCUGCAUACUAGAAAAAGACAGAAAGGAUCAUAGCUAUGUCAAUUUUUUUCAGUAUACUGUGAAAAAAACGUAAAAAUUUACACCAUUUCGUACUGCAUAUUAAGAAAAGAUAUAUAGGUUCAUAUCUGUUUUAGGCUUUUUCUUAAUAUUAAGGUAAAACGUAUAGUUUCACAUUAAUUUCGAAUGACUUCCUGAAUAGUAAGGAAGGGUUCAAGGUUGUGCUAUUUUCCAAUAAAAUAUAAAUAAAUCAAGGUCCACCUCAUUUUGCAUGUAUGAAGAAAGCCUUCAAAGAUUCAGAUAGUGUGUUUUAAGGAGAAACACAUAGACUGAAACGCUUGUUGAAUUGAUUCUGGAUGUUAAGAAAAGAUACGUAAAUUGAAACCAAUGUCAUUCAACACGUUAAAGGAAAAGUUUGGUAAGGUUUCAGUUCUAUAUCACUUUGCGUACAAGGAUAGAUACGUAAACAGAUACGGCACUUUUCAUAUUUAACGAAAGACAUACACACAUAUGUAUAUACAUAUAGAUUAAGAUCUAAGUUGAAUAGGUUAGUCAUGUUAAAAAGAAACUCGCAGAUUUAGACGACGUCGUUCAGCAUAUAAAGGAAAGAUGCAUGGAUUCAGAUCCAUGUUAAAUCAGCUCAGUUUAUAAAAGAAACAUACAUGUAUAUAUUAAGGAAGAAAAUUCAUAAUUUCAAUUCUAUGUCAUUCUACCUAGUAAGAAAUGACGAGUAAAUUCAGAUCCAUAGUGGAUUUUUUCUACUUAUUCAGACAAAAUAUGAAGAUUCAGAUCCAUGAUGAAUUUAUUCUAGUUAUUAAGGAAAGAUACGUAGAUUCAGAUCCAUGAUGAAUUUAUUCUAGUUAUUAAGGAAAGAUACGUAGAUUCAGAUCUAUGAUGAAUUUAUUCUAGUUAUUAAGGAAAGAUACGUAGAUUCAGAUCCAUGAUGAAUUUAUUCUAGUUAUUAAGGAAAGAUACGUAGAUUCAGAUCUAUGAUGAAUUUAUUCUAGUUAUUAAGGAAAGAUACGUAGACUCAGAUCCAUGAUGAAUUUAUUCUAGUUAUUAAGGAAAGAUACGUAUAUUCAGAUCCAUGUCACCUCUAUUCUGCACAUUAAGGAAACUAUCAAAGAGAGAGAUCCACAUCUUUAUUCAUAUUAAGGAAUAUAUACCCAUAUAUUGAUUCAGAUCCACGAUGGAUCUAUUUUGCAUAGUAAGAAAAAGAUAUAAAUUCUGAAGAAUAUCAUUCCGUUUAUUAAAAAAGGAUAACUUGGUUCAAAUCUAUGUUGAAUUAGUUAUUUAUAUUAAAUAAAUAUAACGUGGUUAUGCUUAUUCAAAACCCGUCUUUAGUAUCAGAUCCAAGCUGAAUUUCUUCUGUAUCUUAAGGGAAGAUACCUAGAUUCAGAUCCAUGGUCGGUUUGUUCUACAUAUUAAGGGAAGAUGCCUAGAUUCAGAUCCAUGGUCGGUUUGUUCUACAUAUUAAGGGAAGAUGCCUAGAUCUGGAUCCAUGGUCGGUUUGUUCUACAUAUUAAGGAAAGAUGCCUAGAUUUGGAUCCAAGUUCGGUUUGUUCUACAUAUUAAGGAGAGAUACCUAGAUUUAGAUCCACGUUGAAUUUGCUCUACAUGUUAAGGAAAGUUAAUUAUAUACAGCAUAUGCUCAGCAUAUUAAGUACAUACACAGACUUAGAUCCACGUUGAAUUUGCUCUAUAUGUCAAGAAAAGUUGAUUACAUACAGUAUAUGCUCAGCAUUUUAAGAAAUGUAUAUAUAUUUGUAUCAAUUAUAAUUUGUAAUAUGUAUUUGAGAAAAUAUACUUAGAUUUAUAACCAUUUGGAAUUUGUGCAGCAAAGAAGCUUGAAACGUGCACUAAGUCCAUGGCUGAUUGUUUUUGUAGACUUAAAGAAAUACAUGGAUCAGACAUUUUAUUUGGAAACGUUAUUGCCGUAGUUUCAUGGUGUAAGAUAUUUUAAGACUAAUAUAUAAAUCUAAUUCAAGGCUGUCUUGUUAUUCUUAUAAAAAAUUACAGAUAUCCAAACUAAGGCUGUUACAAAUACAUACAGUAAUCUAAAUCAAUAUUGCUUUUCUCAUUUUAGGAAAUACUCAUAAAACUCACAUCUACAAGAUGUUCUGUAAGAUGAAACCGAGAAAAAAAGCUACUCUGAAUUUGUAGGGACAAUUUGUAGAUCCAAGUAAAACAAAAUCUGUACAUUCAUAAGAAUAGCUUAAUUCAGAUCAAACGAGAUCGAAAGGAUAGAGGAAAUAUGGAGGUUCAGGCAUAUGAAAAUUAGUUAUAUAUAUAUAUAUUGAGAAACAAGAUAAAUUCAAAAUAUACUAAUUUUAUACUUUUGCGAAAUCUAUAUAGAUUCAUGUGAUAUUAAUUCUAUUUAAUAAGAAACACUAUGUAGAUUCAGGUAAAACAGUCUGUAUAGAUUCAGGUUAAAGUAGAUCUGUACAUCUAGAACCAUAAAUUGAUCUAUGUUAAUUUAAUUCUUUACGUUUGGUAAACAUACAUCUAUCCAUGUUUUGUGGAAGUGUCUAUAUCUAGAAAAACCUGCUUCUGUAUAUUUAGGGCAAAUACUUACAACCAUUUAAACUAAUUCUGUUUAAUAAAUAACAAGUGUAAUUAUAUUAAAUUAGUUAUCCUCAGUUAGGAAUAUUCUAUAGAUCUACGUUAAACAUUUAGUAAAACAAAUUAUAGAUGGUUAAUCUUGUACUGUACAUUUUUGAAUAAUACAUAGAAUCAGAUUAGAGUACUUACAAAACUAGGAGGCUAUUCAUUAUGUGAGAAAACUUCUUAGGUUAUUUUGUGUAUUUAGUUUAGAAAAUAAGACACAGAUCCAAUAAGAUCUUAUAUUUAGAAACAAUGUAAGAUGUUCGGUACACUAAUGAAAGAUGUAUGUUAGGUCCAGCUUGCACUCCAUAUUUAUUGGAAAGAAAUGCUUAGAAGAAGGACUUCUUGGUUGUUGAUGUAGCAUAUGAUUGAGGCGAUCUACGCUUUAAACAGUUGUUUUAAAGUUGACAUGUGGAUCUUAUGACAUAUUUACCUGCUACAUAAAAUAACAUUGUUAGAAGUAAUAGAUUCAAGUAAAGCUCAAACAGUUUGACCUAUCACCCUGUACAGAAUGACCCUUUUUAAUAUUAUGCUGAUUAUUUCUAGGUGUAAAUGCUAUUCUUUUAGAUCUUUUACGAUUACUUCAUUUAACUGUUGUUGUUUUUGUCAUACAUAAGACUUACGAUCCAUUUUUAUAUAAAAGGCACCUAAGGAUUUCACAUAUUCUAGAGAUAUUAUUGUCUAACUAACAAAUAAUUUAAAAUAUUUUUACCAGAAGACAGUAGAACCGGUUUGCCUGUCUAAACAAUAUGCUCUAUGGUUUGUUGAUUCAGGUAGAAAUGUGAUAACUUAUUUAUGUUUCAUUGUCUAAUGUUGGUUAAACUGUCUUCAACAAUUAGCUACGUGGAAUUUAGUAGUAAUUCUUAUUUAGUGAAAAUACAAUUUUAUUUCAUAAAGGGAUAAACUUUUAAUCCUGUUGUACUUUUAUUUCAAAAGUAACAGCAACAUGUAGUUGUGUCUGUUAAGGUUAGUAAUAUUAUUUGAGCAACAGUGCUCUUUGCAUUAACGUGUUAAUAAAUGACAAUAGAAAAGAAAAACAUAAAACAAAAAAGUCUUUAAUUGGGUUUAUUUCUUCAAAGAAAUGUAAUAUUUUUGUAAUAUCUUUCAGCGUUUUAUCUAUAUAAAUUGUUACGGAAAAGUCAUGUUAUUUAACAGGUUGAAAAAAAUGUAGUCGUCAAACAGUGGCCAUAUCUGUCAUGUUAUUUACAAUGUAUGUAUAUAUAUACAGUUGUGUUGUGCAAGGUAUAUUCUGUUAACUAAACAGGUGAUUUGUAUGAAACAAAUUAAAUGUAUUAUUGAGGUCCUAGCAAA
Limulus polyphemus (Atlantic horseshoe crab) is the source of this 6458-nucleotide messenger RNA. RefSeq names its product serine-enriched protein-like. The record is from RefSeq and is a predicted model, not a curated record. The transcript is spliced from 6 exons. Gene Ontology annotation, molecular function: protein binding. NCBI's taxonomy places the organism in Eukaryota, Metazoa, Arthropoda, Merostomata, Xiphosura, Limulidae. Bases 108 to 1253 code for a protein of 381 amino acids.